AUGACUCCAAUUUGCCAGCAAUCAUCGGUGCCUCCUGCGGCCUCUCCCUACCUUACCCCUGCCUCAAAGGAGAAGGGCGAUGCCGGUAUCUACGCGGCACUCGACGCCAUGCAACUGUCGCGUGCUCUGCAUGGCGUCACGAGCAGUCGACUAGAACAACAGCAGCUGGAGCAGGCGGCAGCAGCGCGCGGGACGUUACCUACUACUGGUGGCGACAGUGGUGUUACUCAGAGCAAUACCGUGCGGCUUGGGAUGGAGCCGGCUAGCUGCCAGCGUGGCACGCUGGCGGAGGUGCAGGCCGUGCACAACGCGGCUGUUGUGAAGGCUGUGCAGGCGGUCGACGGUGAUGCAGUCGCGGAGGCGGUGGAGCGCGGUGUCAGCGGGGCGGCGGCGACUGCAACCGCUGUCGGGCUGCCAGAUGAUGUGGCGACGCUGCGCAGUGUGCUGCCACUUGUGCACGAGCUGAAGCCUCACAAUCCGCUCAACUUUGAUGCAUUGCAGCGCCUUUUCGCCCUCAUGGAAGAAGCCGCCAUCGCUGCGGAAACGACUGAAGGGGCGGGAAGCGGCGGUAUCACAUCACUGCUGCUGGCAAACAGUGUGGUGGACCCGGCACGACAGCCGUCGCCAUCGACGGCAGCGUGGGAGGCCAAGUAUCAUGAAGUGCAUGCCCGCUACCCGCUUCCGGUCGCCCAUUCGCCCGUUUCUUCUGCGGGUUCGCACGAGUCCGACAGGGACGACGACGAUGUGCAGUCAGAGGUGGACACGCAGAACAACGCGGAGCUGCAGGAGCGCUGCGCGGCGCUCGGUAUCGCCUAUGAGACCCACGCUAACGCGGUGCGCGACGUUGCGUUCUACGAGAUGCGUGUGUUUCCUUUGCUCUGUGCCUACCUCAGCCACACCAACGAGCGCACCGCCGGCGGGCGUGAUGCUCCUACGGUGGCAGCGGUGGCGUGCUCGCGGGUGAAGGUGCUGGACCUCUCCUACAAUAACCUCGGUGCGCCGGUGGUGGCGACGCCCCUGGGUGAGGAUGCGGGCAGAGAUGAUACUGCGCCAGUGCGCUACCUAGCUCCACUGCGAGCCCUCGCGUCUAUGUUGGAUGCGAAUGAAUCCCUGCGGUACCUCAACCUGCGUGCUAACGCUCUUGGUCCACGCGGCAUUGGCAUCAUCGCCAAGGCACUGACGAAGAACAUCGCUCUCUGCGGCGUUGACCUCUCGGCAAACGCGCUGAACGUGUCGGCAGACACAGAAGAGGUCGAGGACCCGCUGUACGAGUCGGAGGACCCCGUCUUUGGGGAGCCGUACGAGGGCCUCGAGGCGCUGUCGGAGGUGCUCAAGAAGAACAAGUUUCUGCGCGUACUGCGGCUGGGUGAAAACGGCCUGCACGCUGGCGAGGACCUAAUGGCACCCCCGCCCGAGGAAGACGGCAUAGAGGCGGACGAGGAAGCUGCCGGAGGAGCACCAACACCCCACCCUGGGCUGUCCUUUGCUGCUGCGCAGGAGCAGUGGCAGGGCAUCCCGCUGUGGACGCUUCUCAGUCCACUCUACCGAUAUCAGCGCCUUCGUGUACUUGACCUCUCAAAGAACUUCCUGGGUAACGACGGUGUGCACAUGCUAGCGGUGGCGCUGUCGCACAACACGUCUGUGGAGGUGUUGGACUUGACGGACAACGCUAUCGGGUAUGCGGGUCUGGCCCACCUCGCCCGGUAUGUUCUGCGCAGGAGCGUGGCGGCCGGGGCCGCCUCGGCUACCGCCGCGCCGCAGAGUGCCCUUCACACGCUUAUCCUACGACAGAACCCGCUCGCGUGCGUCGGUGGUGCGGCAGACGCUGCUAGCGGUGUAGACACGCACCGUCGCCGUCUCACGAAGCGCCAACAGAAGUGUGCCUUAGCAGCUGUGCAGAGUUUUGCGUCUGCUAUGGAGGGGCCACGAGGCUUGCACUGCCUCAUCAUGGCGAACACCUACCUUGGACCGACUUUCAGCACUCUCGUGUUGCGCUCUCUCGCACGCGCAGAGGCGCUGGAGGAGCUGGACUUUUCGUACAACCACGCUUGCGGCAACUAUCCCUCCAACUUCGACGGCACUGCUGCCCAGGAGCUCGCCGCGUUGGUGUACCAGCUGCAGCGGCGCAGUCCACCGCAGUUGCGACGUGUGCGCUUCGACGGCAACAACUUGACCGCUACAGGCGUGACAGCGCUGCUUCCCUCUGAGGUGCAUGUGGCGUUGCCGCAGACGCUGCACGAGCUCACACUGAGUCGCAACAGUCUUGGGGACGAUCUUGGGUCGCUCAGCCAGCUUCUGGCUGCGGGGGCCACCACGAUUACUCACCUCGACAUCUCCUACAACAAUAUCUCUACCCUCACAUGUCUUCUGCCUGGUCUCGUUGCUGCAGGGGCGCUGAGGGAGCUGAAUGUGAGUCAUAACAGUCUAGGAGUUCAGGAAGGACUGCUAAGUGGGAUCACACCGGCGCAGCAAGAGGUAGAGGUUGCUCAGCUCUUCCAGUGCCUCGCGCAGCUGCCAAAUCUCGCGGUGCUCAACAUCAGUCACAACGACUGGCGUGUCGCGCACAUCGAGCAGCUCAGUGCUUUCUUCUCCAAUACUGCGUUGGCCACGGCACUGCGUAAACUCGACGUGCGCAACACUCCACGCGUCCCGACAGCGCAGCUCAUGACGUUGCUGCAGUACGUGGCGAGCCGGCCGACGAUGGAGGUGUUUAUGGCCACUGUUCUACCCGACAAGAGCGAGGGGGUGGACACGGCAGCUGCAGAUGCCAGCAGCACGAUGGGCCCAUGGUCGUUCGACGCUGUGCUGCAGGUGAUUCACGGAGUCGUAGCCAACAGCGACUCGCUUCUGGAGGUGGACUGCGGCCUUCUCUGGAGCGACGCGGGUGAGGCUAGCAGCAGCGGUGACGCGUCGGUAAACACUGCGGUGCUUGACGAAGCCCGCGAGAGGCUCCUUCUCAAUACCCUCAUGAAGGCGGCUGCGUCGUCGGGAGCGGGGCGAGCUUCGUGGGGAGGGGGGAGGGAAUGA
Molecule: messenger RNA, 3027 nt
Organism: Leishmania braziliensis MHOM/BR/75/M2904
Lineage: Eukaryota; Euglenozoa; Kinetoplastea; Trypanosomatida; Trypanosomatidae
Exons: 1
Coding region: 1-3027 (1008 amino acids)
Molecular function (GO): protein binding
Source: RefSeq, a predicted model, not a curated record